This is a messenger RNA of Seminavis robusta, 2069 nucleotides long. NCBI's taxonomy places the organism in Eukaryota, Bacillariophyta, Bacillariophyceae, Naviculales, Naviculaceae. The record is from the annotation of a GenBank genome assembly.
CGGAAGCUUUUUAUUGAACAUUCCCUGUUAUAACAACUCGGUGGUGUUUACAGGUUUGGUUGGCCCUCUCCGUCUCACAAAUUGCACAGCUGGCAAGAGUGCCGCCGACAUCACAUCAACCUCAGCUGCAUGUGAGCACAGCAGAUUGCUCCAGAUAGACAGAUUCAUAUUCUUGUUUGGCCCAUGAAUCUUUCGACCGUGCAUUGUAGAUUCUCCGACGACAAUCAAACUCUUGCAUCGUAUCGGAACGGAUUAAUAAAAAGCAAAUCGUUGAUGCUGCUGUGCAAACGCUUUAGAUCAUCAUAUUAGAAGACGAAUCCAAUCUGACUUGACUGGGAAAGACUCGCACAGAGUGCCCACAACUUUUCCCACAACAAACAAACCAACAUAUUAUAGAACAAGACAUCAACGAGUACAGCACAUCACCAUGAGACUGCAAGCUUGUAUCGCUCUCGCACUGCUACUGGCAGCUGACACGGAAUCCUUUACAGCGACUAGGACUCGCAGCGGCAGUGGAUUCGCCAGUAGAACACAACAACAAUCAUCUCAACGGUCGUCUGUCUCUCGGAGGAAGCGACAACUCCCUACUACUACUUCGGCGUUUCUGUAUAGUGCCCAAUUCCAGCCAUUGAACGAAGGAUUGGACGACAAGGUGAACAAUCGACACUCGGCCAAUGAUUACUGGUACAACAUUCGGACGUUGCCUAGCUCGACCAUUCUGAGAGAGAUUGGCAAUCCGGUAUUGGCCGUCUUUGGAUGGUCGACGGCUGUGUCCGUGCUCCACCAUCUUUUAGCGUCGAGUGGCCGAUCGGCAUUGCAAGUCAUGGCCAGUCGACUCUGUGUCUCGUCGGCGGCACACAGUUUCCUCGUGUCGUCGCUGGGACUCUUGUUGGUCUUUCGAACCAAUUCGGCUUAUCAGAGGUUCAAUGAGGGCCGCAAGAUUUGGGAACAGAUCCUUUCCGUCUCACGCAACCUGUCACGGUUGUCUUGUCUCUACGGCCGCGAGAUUGGACCCAGUCGUCGUCAUCGCAUUCGAAACUUGAUUGCUGCUUUCCCGUAUCUGCUGCGACACCACAUUCGUAGUGGUUGUCUCUGCGAACAAGGCUCCAUUGACGAACGAUACCGUCUCUUGUUGGAAGAACCCGCCCAGCAAAUGGUCGAGACGCGACACGAAGGAGACAAGCGAUGCGGUGGCUCGACCAACCCCGCCGAUCACAUGUUGCCACCGAAGGAAUGUUGGGUCGACCGUCGCAACUUGCCCUGGUCACUCAUUGCGCCCGGUGCCUUGGAAAAGGUCGCCAAAGCGCGCAAUCGUCCGCUUUGGAUCUGUGACCGACUCGGCCGGGAGAUUUGCGACAUUCCCUAUGGACCCAACUUUACCAAUCGCGAACGACAACACUUUUUGUCUCAGGUCGAAAAGUUGACCGAUGCCAUUGGCAAAUGCGAACGCAUUCAUCAGACGGCCGUGCCUCUUAACUAUGCCCGACACAGUCUGCGCAGUUUGACGCUGUGGCUAUUGACACUGCCAUUUACCAUGGUCAAGGACUUGGGAUUCAUGACGGGACCUGCCGCUGCGGUGAUUGCCUGGCUCAUGUUUGGCAUUUACCAGAUUGGGUACAGCAUUGAAGAUCCUUUCCAGGGAUCACUACGUCUCUCCAUUCUCUGCGACGCCAUUCGAGAAGAUGUCAUGGGAAACUUGGACGACGACGACCAAGACAUGGUCGAAGAUCAAGCUCGGGAUUCGGCGUACCAUGUCGAAGCUACAUCCUGGAUUGAUGAUGCCGCUGACAAUACACUGGCACCCACACCAUUGCCUCCUCAGAUUUUGACAAGCAAGUACUCUGUCGUCACCACCACCAAGAGUCCUCUCUUCUCCAUGGCCGACUACAAGGCCCUAGAACAAUGAAGCAAAAAUACAACCACCAGCCAGAACAAUACAAUACAGUUCUGCCAACUACUAGACUCGUCGCAAGGCAACGCAACAAAAGAAACAAGACGAGUAUCAUAACCAAACCAAAAAGAAUAAACUAGAACAAUAAAAUAUAGAGCUAAACCAACAAAGCAGGUAG